UGUUUAAUCAUUAAUCUCGGGGUUUCUCAUCAAACUGAUGAGUUUUACGAGGUAAAAGAUCAACAUGUAAUGACGUAAAUCAUCAGGGAGAAGUCAGACGAACCGCAGUGUCUCUCAUCUCCAGAAGAGUUCCGUGGGUUUAUCACAACAGUUUUUAGUUUGUUUACAUCCGCGAUGUUUUGCACGCUUCACAGAUUGGUGCGACCCGCACUGAGACGUCAGCUGCUGCCCGCUACCUUAGACUCUCAUCCAUCCAGCAGACACACCGUGCAGGUACGGGCGAAGACCUCCGCAAGUUUCCGUUUACUGGAAGACUGCCUCGAGCUCAACUAUGACGGGAAGCCGAUGCAUUUCAACUACGUGUGGCUGCGGGACCACUGCCGCUCCGCCUCUUCCUACGACCCUGCAACCCACCAGAGGAGCGUGGACACGGGCAGCAUAGAUCUCAGCAUCCGGCCUGACAGCGCCGCUGCGGAGGACGACCUUAUCACGCUGACGUGGCCCGGUGGUCACCAGUCACAGUUCAGCUUCAGCUGGUUAGCAGAGAACAGCUAUGAAGAGAAGAAGCGGGCCACUGUCCAGCCUCGGAUCCUGUGGAACGCAGACGUCUAUAAGAAUGCAAACGUCCCAUCUGCCAAAUGGGACCGGUUCAUGAGCUGCGACAGCGAACUGAAGAGCUUCCUGCAGAACUACCUUCUGUACGGGAUCGCGUUUGUGGACGACGUCCCGACUACAGUAGAAGCCACUGAAUCGGUCACACAGAGGGUCAGUGUCAUCAGGGAGACGACAUACGGGAGAAUGUGGAACUUUACAUCAGAUUUUUCCAGAGGAGACUCCGCCUACAGUCAGCUGGCUCUGGACCGUCACACUGACACCUCCUACUUCCAGGAGCCAUGUGGAAUCCAGGUUUUCCAUUGUCUGAAGCAUGAGGGCACUGGAGGAAGGACGUUGCUCGUGGACGGGUUCUAUGCCGCCGAGAAGCUGCGCCAGCGCUCACCUGAAGACUUCGAGCUGCUCGCCCGAGUGCCCAUCAGCCACGAGUACAUUGAAAACACAGAGGGUCACCGAAACCACAUGAAGGGCAUCGGCCCCGUGCUCAGUAUCUACCCCUGGAACAAUGAACUCUACUUGAUGCGAUACAACAACUAUGAUCGAUCAGUAAUAAACUCUAUCCCCCACGGUACUGUCCGGCGCUGGUAUGAAGCGCAUCGAGAGCUGACCGCAGAACUACGGCGUCCGGAGAACGAGCUCUGGAUCAAACUGAGUCCGGGCAGGGUGAUUUUUAUAGACAACUGGAGGGUCCUGCAUGGGAGGGAGUCUUUCACUGGCCUGAGGCAGAUGUGUGGAUGUUAUCUGACCAGAGAUGACAUCCUCAGCGCCGCGCGUUGCUUCGAUCUGCAGGCGUAAACACGGAGGUCCUUUUCAUCACCACGCCUUAUCAGUCAGCCUUUAAUACAGCUAGUUACAUUUUCUCUGAGCUUUCCUCACUCCUGGAACAUGCUGUCUUAUACUCAUCUGACUUUUAUCAUUGGAAUUUAUUAUUAUUAUUAGUAGUAUUUGUUGUUGUUCAUUUUUAGGAAUUUUUCUACAAUUUUUAAAGUGCAGAUAUUUGAUUAAAAACUACUGAAAUAAUUAAACAUAAAUCCUCAAAAGACUUGUGUUGUUGAGCUCUCAGAACUGCACGUGUUGGAAUGGAAAGACUCAAAAAGCAGUAAAACGACUGAACGGAGCUGAGCUGACGGGUUGUGCAACAGGCUUAGGGUUCGGCCCUACUGUAUGUGGGUCGUUGUACAAAUACAACGAGCUUCUAAGCAAACAUGCAAGUCACACAGCUCUGAACAUCCAAUACAUUUUUAUGUUAGGAUAUGGACAGUACUUAUAAUAGCGCCACACUCAAAGCGCUUCACACUACAGACAUUCACUCAUGCACACACAUUCACACACUGAUGAUGGCAAACUACAAYAUAGRAUAUGUUACUUUUAAUUCAGCAUAGWUUUAAAUAAAAAGAGUACAUUAAAWACAGUAAAUAAAUAGUAURAAUAAAAUAAAACCUGAGUAUGAUCUUGUUAAUUUAAUCUGAAAACCCACAACAUGCUGUUGCUAUUAAACAUCAUCCAGAGUGGGGGUGGGGUAGUAUUACAGGCUCAGCCUUUUCCUGCUGGRCAUAUAAGGGGCAAGAGAGAGCAAUGUAGGAUGGUUCUGAAAGGCUGGGCGGAGGGAAGAGGAUUUGUUUCCGCAGGGUUUGUGUUGUUGCUUUUAGAGAGGGUUCAGGCCAGUUGUCGAUACGCUGUAUCUGUUUUCUUUUUGCCUAAGAAAGAGGAAUAAAGGUCUGGAAGCAAUCA
Austrofundulus limnaeus is the source of this 2343-nucleotide messenger RNA. RefSeq names its product trimethyllysine hydroxylase, epsilon (gene tmlhe). NCBI's taxonomy places the organism in Eukaryota, Metazoa, Chordata, Actinopteri, Cyprinodontiformes, Rivulidae. The coding region runs from base 175 to 1407 and encodes 410 amino acids. The transcript is spliced from 7 exons. Gene Ontology annotation, molecular function: iron ion binding; trimethyllysine dioxygenase activity. The record is from RefSeq and is a predicted model, not a curated record. Gene Ontology annotation, cellular component: mitochondrion. Gene Ontology annotation, biological process: carnitine biosynthetic process.